AUGGCCGUUGUGGUAAUCGACAAUUCCGGACACGGUUAUACUGGUUACGCGCCGACCGCGUCAGGAACGACUAGAAAUAAGGUGGCACUUGCACCUGGUCAUUCUCUGAUGGAUUGGAUUCGUUUAGGCAACUCUGGAAGUGACUUGACUGGAGUUGGUGGUAAAAUGUUAUCUAUUUCCAAAUCAGAAUUAGCAAAGCAYAAUAAGCGAACAGAUGCUUGGUUGGCUAUUCGUGGAACAGUUUACAAUGUCACCCACUACAUGGACUUCCAUCCUGGUGGUAUUGAUGAAUUAGUUAGAGGAAUCGGCACUGACGCUACCAAGUUAUUUUCAGAGAUACAUGCUUGGGUGAAUUAUGAAUCAAUACUUCAGAAGUGUGUGGUUGGCCGAUUAGUUAAUGAAGAACUGUUUAAAUUGCCUGAUAUUUUGAAAGCCGCUACAGAUGUCUCCGAAAAUGAUUUGAACAUGGAUUGGUUUCAACAACUUGGCUUCUUAUGUUUUGUAUUUUAUACUAAAACACCAUAUCCUGAGGUGUCUAUUACUUUAAAACAACCCAAUGAAUUUCAUUUUGUAUUGAAUGGAAAAUCAAGAUGUAUCACUUUGCAUAAAAAUGUCAAUUGGCCUUGUAUUGUAAAAAUAGUAGCAGACAUUGGAAAAGUACAAGUUAAACUGAUAAAAAAAGCACUUGGACUUUGGCCGACAUAUGGAACUAUAUCAAAUACUAAAAAUAUUCAAAUUGAUUAUUGGAAAUGCGAGCUACUUGAUUCAUUUAGUGUUACACAUAAUACUAAAUUUUUAUUAUUUAAGUAUGAACAGAACUUGUAUAAUCAUGUUUAUCCAGGGCGACAUGUUUAUAUAAAAGCUAAUGUGAAUGGUCAUGUUGUAUCACGGCCAUAUACUCCAGUAUGGCCUUUAGUUGAAACAACAGAGUAUGGGAAAAUCUCUGAAGACACUUUAUGUUUAUUAGUUAAAAGUUAUCCAAAUGGAAAAUUAAGUAGACAUUUGUGUUCUUUAAGCCAAGGAGAUUUAAUCGAUGUCAGCCGUCCGCAAGGUAGUUUUGAGUGUUGGACAUCAAAAUCAAACCUUAUUUUAUUGGCUGCUGGUACUGGAAUUACACCAAUGUUACCAAUCAUAUGGAGUGCUUUGCAUUCUUCCAUUAAAAAUUAUAAUAUCACAUUAUUGUUUUUCAACAAAAAAGAAUCAUGUAUAAUUUGGAAAAAGUAUUUAGAUGAAAAAAGUGCUGCUUACUUAUCAAGACUGACUGUACAUUACAUUUUGUCAGAAGAGGAAAACUCCAAGGGURACUCAAAAGGACAUAUUGAUGAAAAUGUAAUCGUUAAAUAUUUUCCUUCGAUAGAUAAAGAUAUAAAAAAUGAAUAUGCAGUGUGCAUUUGUGGCCCACCAGGCUUCAAUAAACUAUGUGAAAAGUUAGUUAUUCAACAAGGUUACAAAAAAGAAGACUACUUUGUUUUUGGUUGAUAUUUGUUGUAUUGUAUUGCAUUUUUUUUUAACUUUUUUUUUUUUAAUACAAUAUUA
This is a messenger RNA of Diuraphis noxia (Russian wheat aphid), 1536 nucleotides long. RefSeq names its product cytochrome b5 reductase 4. The record is from RefSeq and is a predicted model, not a curated record. Gene Ontology annotation, biological process: superoxide metabolic process. Gene Ontology annotation, molecular function: cytochrome-b5 reductase activity, acting on NAD(P)H; heme binding. Gene Ontology annotation, cellular component: endoplasmic reticulum; cytoplasm. Lineage: Eukaryota; Metazoa; Arthropoda; Insecta; Hemiptera; Aphididae.